AUGACCGACGCCGACAAAUCAGUCAAAAGUGGGUUUCUUGGAAAUGUUAGAUCUCUCAAAAAGAUAAAAAUGUUUGAUCUACCGUUGAUAAAAUAUUUUUUGGAACUGUAAUGUUGUUUCAGAAAUGAAAAAGCUUCAGGUUGAAUUUUUUUUAUUCAAAACGUUUACAGAACUUAUCACCACUGAAAAAAUUGUAUUCAAAAACUCAAAAUUAUAUUUAAGAAAUCAGAAUUGAAGCCAUUCUUUUUAAAUUGUUUAAUUUUCAACAAAGAGAUGUAGAUUUUCAAAAACUGAAAUUUUAAGGUUUUUUUAAUAUAAAUUUUGAAUUUUUUUAGACUGGGAAACCUUUGACGAUGUAUCACUUCAGAGUAUAUCUGUAGUGAAUGAAGAACACCCUCAUCCUCUGGAAACAAAAUCUUCACCUGAGCCAGAACCGGAGCAAAAGCCUUCGUCAAAACCUGAGCCAAAAUCAGCGUCAAAACAAAUCAGUGAGCAAGAAAAAGUGGAUGCUAUUUUGGAUCCAACAAAACUCGACAGAAAAAUCCCGAAAGCCAGUGCGAUUUCUGCUCCAAAAAAUGUAAACGGCAAAGUAUUGGCUACAGUUUAUCCGGAUAACAUGAUUUGCGAUUGGGUGACUCCUCCAAACUACGAUGCCUACAGUAUGCCAUCGAUUUUGGCGAUUGAUUUACCGACGGUUUGUUUUUUGGGACACCUUAUCAUUUUGAGAAACAAAAAUAAAAUACAAAAAAUAGAAAAAUAAUUUAUUAUACUUUGAUAAGAUUCUACUGUUUACGUCAAUAAGUACGUAAAGUACGAUGUUGAAAAAAACAAUGAACUUUAACCAAAAAUAGUAUGAAAUUUGAGAAAUUUGUUUACAUACUUGAAAUUUUUGGUUCAGAAUUAUGAUGAAGAUUAUUAUUUACCUAAAGGCAACCCACACGAAAAUGCCAAAAUUGGUGCAGGAAAAUUUCAAAAAAUAAAGGACUACUAGAAAAUUUUACAAAAAAUGGAAAUUAAAUAUUUUUGAGAAAAUAUAUUAUGAAAAAAGAUUUUCAAAAAUUAGAUUUUACUAUUUAUAGGUUUGAAUAAUCAAGAAUAUUUUCUAGCACAUUAAAUUUCCGUUUUGAGAAUCAAAACAAUAAAAUAUCCUAUUUCUAUAUUUUCAGUGGUCACAAUCAGAAACUCUGAAAAUGAACAAACUUCUAUUCUAAAAAAUAAUUUUCCAGCUCCCUCCACCUGAUUACAUCAAUUCUGUUGAAGCUGUAAUAAAAGACAUACGCUUCAAACUCUUCUCUACAAUUUAUUCAAGAAUGGUUGCAAUAUGGAUGACUUUAUGGAUAUUCCUGUUAGCAAUCACACUUUUAUGUCAAACUAAAGGAGGCUGGCCAGUUAUGAUAUGGUGUUUGGUUUGGGCAGUAUUACUUUUUGUUGGAAUUUAUGUUUGUGCGGUUAUUCGAAAAAGGGUAAUUUUCUAUAAUCAGAAUACUACCAUAAAUAUUUUUUUGAAGAUUCGAAUCGGUCUUAAUAAAUGCAUUGAAAAUGCCAACAAAUAUUUAGUGGAUCACCAUUUCCUUUUAGGAAUUGAAGACAAAGGCCAAAUCAGUUGUCAUAAAGUUGUGGUAAGUCAUUUAUUUUUGAUUUUAAAAAUUCAAUAAGAAUGAAAUUUCUAGCUUCACUUCAUCCGAUUCAACGCUGGUGAAUGUACCACCGAAGUGAUGAGAUUGUUGAAAAUCAAACAAACUGGAGGUUGUGUUUUCGGAACACCUUCAACAAAUCAACCAAAUCAAAAUCAGAUGUCAAAUGAUGAAAUUGAAAGAGAAGCCAAUCGAUUGAUAUUGAGAUAUAGUCAAGAAUAUGUGAAAAGUGUAGUGAAAAAGCGACUUGUUUUCCCGUCGAAACCUAUGUAUGGAGUUUCGGAUUAUGCUCCAAAGCAUUGCAAGAGUCAAAUGUGUCUUUGCCAGUUUAUUGAGGAUGUAAGUUUUGAAUUGGGGCUUUUACAUAUUUUUGUUUUCAAAUUGAAAUCGUUAAAAUUUAAAUCGUUUGAAAUUCAACGCGGAAAGAAUUUCAUAAAAUAUUCCAGAACAUUUUCGAGAGAGCCUUUUUUCAGAUAUGAAAAUCAUAAUAUGUUCAUCUCAUUUUUACAUUUUCCAAACACACCUAUAAAUCCCAUUCUAAAAACCAAAAAAAAAUCCACACCCUGUUGAAUACAAAUUUUUCCCAAAAUCCUUUUUUUUCCAAUCCUUCCCCACUAUAUAAUUUUUUGCAGAGAAGAUUCAACGCGAAGCCGAAAAAGUGGUACGAAAAAUACAUUUAA
Caenorhabditis angaria is the source of this 2314-nucleotide messenger RNA. The record is from the annotation of a GenBank genome assembly. NCBI's taxonomy places the organism in Eukaryota, Metazoa, Nematoda, Chromadorea, Rhabditida, Rhabditidae.